AUGGUGAGUAUCUGGUACCUCUUGUCCUUCCUGAUCGCUGUCCGCCAGAUCAACCAGAAUCCCCUGAUCUUGCCCAACAUCACUCUGGGCUACAACGUCCACGACAGCAAUUUCAAUGCAGAAAUGAAUGCUGAAGUCUUGCUGGACCUGCUUUCUGCUGGGGAGGCAAAUGUUCCAAACUACAAAUGUGGAAGACGGAAAAACCUGCUGGCUGUCCUUGAAGGGACCGAUUAUGACCUUUCCCACCAUACUGCAACCAUGCUCAGCAUCUACAAAAUCCCACAGCUUCAUCCUUUCCUGCAAAACCCCCAGUUUCAUAACAGUUCCAUGGACGGGGUAUAUCUGGACCAGAAGCGACAGCUGGCAGCUGACUUUGACAUUGUGAACUAUCUGUGGUUUCCUAAUGGGUCCCUUGUCAGAAGUCUGCCUCCUUCGCGGUGUGUGGAAAGUUGUCGGUCUGGAUUUUUCAAGGUGGGUCAAGAAGGGAAGCCCGUCUGCUGCUACAGCUGUGUUCCCUGUGCGGAAGGGACCUUCUCCACCCAGGAAGAUGCAGAUUACUGCACCAAAUGCCCCGAAGAUCAGCAUCCAAAUAAGGAGCGAGAUAAAUGUCUCCCUAAGAAAAUAACUUUUCUCUCCUACAAAGAAGAUUUGGGAAUCAUCUUGGCUUCACUUGCACUCUUCUGGUCCUUCAUUACUGCCGUAGUGUUAGCAAUCGUUCUUAAAUACACAGACACUCCCAUUGCGAAAGCCAACAACCGGGACCUCUCCUACAUCCUCCUGGCCUCCCUCCUGCUUUCCUUCUUGACUUCCCUCCUCUUCAUUGGACAGCCAAGGAGAGCCACCUGCCUUCUCCGACAAACAGUCUUCAGCAUCACCUUCUCAGUUGCUGUCUCUUCGGUCUUGGCCAAAACGAUCACAGUGGUCCUGGCCUUCCUGGCCACAAAACCUGGAAACAGGGUGAGGAGAUGGCUGGGAAGGAGUUUGGCCAACUUCAUCAUCCUUUGUUCUUCCUGUGUCCAGGUGGUCAUCUGCAGCAUCUGGCUAGGCAUGUCUCCCCCAUUUCCUGAUUCUGAUAUGCACUCCCAGCCUGGAGAGAUUGUUCUGCAAUGCAAUGAAGGCAGCGUCAUUAUGUUUUAUGGUGCCCUCGGCUAUAUGGGCUUCUUGGCCGCCAUCUGCUUCAUGGUGGCUUUCCUGGCCAGGAACCUCCCUGGGGCCUUCAACGAAGCCAAGCUGAUCACCUUCAGCAUGCUGGUCUUCUGCAGUGUCUGGCUCUCCUUUGUGCCCGCGUACCUGAGCACCAAGGGCAAGUACAUGGUGGCUGUGCAGGUCUUCUCCAUCUUGGCUUCCAGCGCUGGCCUGCUGGUCUUCAUCUUCCUCCCGAAGUGCUACAUUAUGUUACUAAGACCAGAUCUGAAUACAAAGGAGCAGCUGAUAGUGAAAACCUAA
Molecule: messenger RNA, 1446 nt
Organism: Candoia aspera
Lineage: Eukaryota; Metazoa; Chordata; Lepidosauria; Squamata; Candoiidae
Product: vomeronasal type-2 receptor 26-like
Exons: 4
Coding region: 1-1446 (481 amino acids)
Biological process (GO): G protein-coupled receptor signaling pathway
Cellular component (GO): plasma membrane
Molecular function (GO): G protein-coupled receptor activity
Source: RefSeq, a predicted model, not a curated record